Trichoderma breve is the source of this 1875-nucleotide messenger RNA. Its product is annotated as glycosyltransferase family 20 domain-containing protein. Gene Ontology annotation, cellular component: alpha,alpha-trehalose-phosphate synthase complex (UDP-forming); cytosol. The coding region runs from base 1 to 1875 and encodes 624 amino acids. The transcript has 3 exons. The record is from RefSeq and is a predicted model, not a curated record. Gene Ontology annotation, molecular function: catalytic activity. Gene Ontology annotation, biological process: fungal-type cell wall organization; cellular response to heat; trehalose biosynthetic process. Lineage: Eukaryota; Fungi; Ascomycota; Sordariomycetes; Hypocreales; Hypocreaceae.
AUGUCUGGCACGCCCUACUCGACACAGCGUCUUCCGAAUAGACCAGCUGUUCAGCAACGGACUGAAUCAUUCCUUCCGCCACAUGAAUCUGAGGCCAUCACCAGCAUCCCGGUUACCCCAGGAAUCUCCCAGGGCACUUAUGGCGACCCCAACGACGGGAUCCCAACCCCAAUGGGAAUUCCAACGCCAAGGGUGAUCCAAUCUCAACCUGGCAGACAAGAGUAUUUCCCUCGACGACCAGCCAACAAGGCGCUUGCUCAGUCGUCUGCUGUGCCCCCAUUUGGUGAUGGGAUUCUCACUGGAUCGGGGCAGGGCGAAGUUUUUUUAAGCGGGACUGUCCUCUCCGCCACGUUUACUCUACCUCAGCUACUGCGAUAUCGCAAAGGAGGGAAAUGGGAAUUAGAACAUAAGCACCAUUGUUCCACCCAUCUAGACUCGCUCGCAUAUCUCUCCUCGAAAGAGAGUCCAUGGGAUCACACAGUCAUCGCGUGGACUGGAGAGAUAUACCCUGUGUCAGAUGAUGCUUCUUCCUCGCAUGAGCAACUCCAAGAAUCCAUCCCGACAUACAUUUCCCGCAACAGCAAAGCAGCCCUUGAAGAGAAGCUAUAUAAUGACCACAUCCGGACCUUGCCAGUCUGGCUUGCAGACGACUGCGAUAUUAAGGAUGGUGGAAUCAAGCUGAAGCAGCAAUCAAGAUGGAGGCGCUAUGCCGAACAUGAUCUCUGUGCGUUGUUCCAUUAUAAGCAACGUCCUCCAACAGAUGGUCGUCAGGCGGAUAUUAGGUGGGACGACUACCACCGAACGAAUAAGGCGUUUGCAGAUAGAAUCUGUGAAGUAUAUAAACCGGGCGACAUAGUCGUGGUUCACGACCACUACUUGAUGCUUCUGCCAGAACUCCUUCGGCAGCGCCAUCCAGAUAUGCACAUCGUCUUCUUCCUCGAGUCGCCUUUCCCAUCUAGCGAGCUCAUUCGAUGCUUGCACCGGCGAGAGCAAAUAUUGAACGGAAUUCUUGGAUCCGAUCUGAUCUGCUUUCAAGCCUUCCACUUUUUGCAGCACUUUGCCAACUCUUGCACCAGAAUUCUUGGCUACACUGCCAACAAAGGAUGGGUUGAAAGCACCAGAGGACGGGUUCAUCUGACUGUGCUCCCUUCAGGAAUCAAUAUUUCCAAGAUAACAACUCUAGGUUUCUCACCGGCAGUCGACAAAAUGCAUGAGGAACUGCGCAAGCUACACAAGGGGAAAAAGGUUAUCAUUGGCUGCGACCCAAUGAGCCGCUUCGGAGGAGUACACAAGAAGCUCCAGGCUUUCGAAUGCUUCCUCGACCGAUAUCCAAGUUGGCGGCACCACGUCGUCCUGGUGCAAAUCACAAGCCCGGCUACAGUGGAAGACGAUGACGGCGAUAAUAUCCUCUAUGCGCGCCAGGUCAACGACUUGGCCAGCUCGAUCAAUCAGACCUACGGCUCUCUCGACUUCACCCCCGUUCAGAUACACACCCAAAGACUAUCUCAAGACGAGUAUUUUGCCGUUUUACGACUUGGAGAUAUCGCUGUCAACACAUGUGUGCGAGAAGGCAUGAGCACGACAAGUCUAGAAUAUGUCGCUUGUCAACGAGAGAGCCACGGGCCACUCAUCAUUUCAGAGUUCAGCGGGACAGCCAGUAGCUUGGAGGAAGCAAUCCGGAUCAAUCCUUGGGACGUUGGUCAAGUGGCUGACGAGAUGAACAAUGCUUUGAAGAUGUCGCAGAAACAACGGAAUCGUAUGCACAGGGCUCUGUAUCAGCGCGUUGUGGAGGGAAACGUUCAGCUUUGCGUUAGCACCAUGCUGCGACGACUGAUCAAAGUGCUCAAACUUGACGAGAGCCAUAGCAAUAGAUAG